AUGAUGGACACGCUCGGCUCCGUCCUUCCGCUGCUGCUGCUGCUGCUGCUGCUGCCGCCGCCGCUGCCGCAGGUGCUCGCCGCCGCCCCGCGUAUCCAGCCGCCCUCCGCGGGGGCCGCCGCUGAGGCGCGGAUCGGCUGCCUGUUUGAGGAUGACCUUUGCAAGUCUUUUGAAGUCUGUGUAAAUGAUGGAAUAUUUGGGAGAUGUCAGCAAGUGCCAGUAAUAGACAUCUAUAAAUAUGACAUUUCAGCCCCUGUUCUGCAGCACCUGAGGAUCAUCCUGGAGCAGCUCUCACACAGAGGUUUUACCUGGCGUGAUGAUUACACACAGCAUGUUAUUGGUCAGGAACUCUCAACCAUUCACAAAAUCCACAGCAGACGCCCUGAUGUAUUUGCAUCUGAAGGAUCUGACACAGGAAGGACUUUGGGACAAAAUGAAGAUAAUGAAAGAAAUUAUGAUGUGGAAAAUAAUGUGAACUUGGCCAAGUCUCUUCAGCAAUACCUUAAAUAUCUCAGAAUUCUCUCCCAGUCUGCAUCUAAAAAUUUGUAUCCAAGGAAGACAAGUGACAAAGCUUCUGUCAAGAGCUACAUCUACAAUGACCCCACGAGGUACUACACGAGGCAGAACCCCAAAGAGCCAUCACCUUUGGCCCAUGCAUCCAAAUGGCAGCAGGAAUUCCCUGAGGAUCCCCGUGGCAGGACGCUCCGCCAGCGCCAGCCAGACAAGCUCCCGCCAGAGCCGGGAACGGCCCAGAAGAGCCUGAUGGCCGCGCUGCACUCCUACAUCACCCAGAACCUGUCUGCACACAGCAGCGACAGCAGCCCUCCCAGCAGGACUAAAGGCUCUCAGGUUUAUGCUGAGAGAUUGUACUCUACGCAGGUCAGUCCUUUUGAUGGAACUUUUGCCAAAGGAAAAGCGGAAGAUUUCAAAAUGCGGAAGCUGUUGCAGCCGAGGCCUGGGCCUGGAGUGCUGAGGCCAACCCCUGAGAUGCUGAGUCAUAAAUCUGCUUCCCAGCAUGAUGCAAAGGACCCUCUGAGCAUUGUGGAUGGUAAAGUUGAUACACUGAUUAAAAAUGUAUUGAAGGACCUAGAGAAACACCAAGUGAAUGUGGAGAAUCUCAGCUCAACAGAACUGGAUGAAAUCGCUGAUACUAUUGCCACUGCAAUCCAAAGUGUUGACAUUCAGGAAGAAACAGAAAAAAAUGCUGGAAAAAGUAAAGAAGACAAAACAGAAGCACAAGUGAAGAAAGCAGAUGCUCAAGGAAGGGCAGAGCUUCAGACUGGAUUAAUGGAAAACAGUGUUAAUAUACCAGACAAUGGAGUGCACGAAGCCAGUGUGAGAAGCGAUAAAGAGGAGAACACUGCAAAGCUAAUUAGAUUCUUGAAUGAGAAUGCAUUAGCUGAAAAGAUACAUAAAGAUGUUAUUCCUGAAGAACCAACAAAGACAGAAACUAAGAAAUCUGAAGAAACUGACCCGUCUUCCUCAGAAGAAACAAAUGCUGGUGUGGAAAAUGUAAAAAGUGAGACUUUCUCAAGGGAGCUGACACCUGCAAAGAACAGUGAAUCUGACUCCAAAGACCUGAGCCAGACCAGCUACUGGAUUAAGAAUGCUUUAAUGCAGGAAGGAAACUCCUAUGAAAAGCCUCAGAAAAACACAGGACAAGGCUUACAGCUUGAAGUGAAACCUUCUCAGGAGGAAGAAUAUGGCUAUAUUGUGACAGUGAAAGACCCCCUGAGUGUGGAAAAGGGCUUGGAGUUAAUAAAGGAAGUGGCAGAUCUCCUGAAGCUGCAGAUGAGUGUCUUCGAUGAUGUCAAUGUCCUGGGACCAGCUGUGACCUUCCGAGUGCACUCAAACCUCCAAAAUAUUUCAACUGCAGAUGUUGCCAAAGAAGCAGCCAUAAACAAAGAGAAGCUUGAAAAAACAACUGGACUGAAAAUUCUGCAGACUGGUGUGGGGGAGAAAAGCAACGUCCCGCCGCUCGCGCAGCGCGGGGAAGAGGCGCAGUCCGCGAAAUUCCUCCUCCUCACCCUCCUCUCCCUCGCCUGCAUCGCCGGGGUCCUGGCGGCGUCGGGGGUCGCCUACUGCCUCCGCCACCGCGCCCACCACCGCCUGAAGGAGAAGCUCUCGGCCCUGGGGGCUGACGCCGGCUCCGAUGCGCCCGCUGCUUACCAGGAGCUAUGCCGGCAGCGCAUGGCAGUGAAGAGCUCUGACCGCCCCGAGCCCCUGCACUCCUCCCGCAUCAACAGCGUUUCCUCCCAGUUCAGCGAUGGGCCCAUCCCCAGCCCCUCGGCCCGGAGCAGCACCUCGUCCUGGUGUGAGGAGCCGGUCCAGUCCAACAUGGACAUCUCCACCGGUCACAUGAUCCUGUCCUACAUGGAAGAUCACCUGAAGAACAAGAACCGUCUGGAGAAGGAGUGGGAAGCUCUGUGUGCUUACCAGGCUGAGCCCAACGACAGCAGCGUGGCACAGCAGGAGGAGAAUGUCCAGAAGAACCGCUCCCGGGCCGUGGUGCCAUAUGACCAUUCCAGGAUAUGUCUGAAAGGUGAAAGCAGCCAUGACACUUCAGACUACAUCAAUGCCAGUCCCAUUAUGGACCAUGACCCCCGAAACCCUGCAUAUAUUGCCACCCAGGGACCUCUCCCUGCUACUGUUGCUGACUUCUGGCAGAUGGUCUGGGAGAACGGCUGUGUCGUUAUUGUCAUGCUGACACCCCUCGUGGAAAACGGAGUCAAGCAGUGCUACCACUAUUGGCCGGACGAAGGGUCAAACCUCUACCACAUCUACGAGGUAAAUCUUGUCUCUGAGCACAUCUGGUGCGAGGAUUUCCUCGUGAGGAGCUUCUACCUGAAGAACCUGCAGACCAACGAGACCCGCACAGUGACCCAGUUCCACUUCCUCAGCUGGAACGAUCAGAGGGCUCCUGCUUCCACCAGAUCCCUCCUGGAUUUCCGCAGAAAAGUAAACAAGUGCUACAGGGGUCGCUCUUGUCCAGUAGUUGUUCAUUGCAGCGAUGGUGCGGGAAGAAGUGGAACCUACAUUCUAAUUGACAUGGUUCUCAAUAAAAUGGCCAAAGGUGCUAAAGAGAUUGAUAUUGCUGCUACCCUGGAGCACUUGAGGGACCAGAGACCAGGCAUGGUCCAGACAAAGGAGCAGUUUGAGUUUGCUUUGACAGCGGUGGCAGAGGAAGUGAAUGCAAUACUCAAGGCCCUUCCCCAGUGAGCAGCUCAGUCUCCUGAAGGUUCCUGCAGAAUCCAUCCCUCGUUUUCCUCAUCCUCAGUCCCUGUGAAUGUUCUUGGAAAUCGUGACCUGACCUUAACUGUGUAUCUUCUGUUGUAACCACAUAGUUAUAGGGUCCUUACAAACUG
Molecule: messenger RNA, 3365 nt
Organism: Pyrgilauda ruficollis (rufous-necked snowfinch)
Lineage: Eukaryota; Metazoa; Chordata; Aves; Passeriformes; Passeridae
Gene: PTPRN2
Product: protein tyrosine phosphatase receptor type N2
Exons: 23
Coding region: 1-3219 (1072 amino acids)
Biological process (GO): protein dephosphorylation
Cellular component (GO): secretory granule
Molecular function (GO): protein tyrosine phosphatase activity
Source: RefSeq, a predicted model, not a curated record